Molecule: messenger RNA, 483 nt
Organism: Diplodia corticola
Lineage: Eukaryota; Fungi; Ascomycota; Dothideomycetes; Botryosphaeriales; Botryosphaeriaceae
Exons: 1
Coding region: 1-483 (160 amino acids)
Source: RefSeq, a predicted model, not a curated record
AUGGAGCCAUCCGCCCUCGUGCGCACCACUGCUAUCCUGGGAUUCUCGUCCUCGAUCUACCUCUCAGGCAUCUAUUUCUCGUCGUCCCAGCUCACGCUACCAAUCCUGUACCGCCUCCCCAGUGCGACGAGCACGUCUGUGUUCGACGAGUUCUACCAUCGUGGCGCUGUCACUGUGGUCCCACUGGCGCUGGCAUCGACGCUGUGCUCUGGGCUGGCGGCGUACCUGCAGCCUGUCGGCCGUGCCACCUUUGCUUGUGCCGGCGCAUUGACUAUUGCAACACUGGGAUGGACAAGGCUUGCGAUGAUGGGGACGAUUGACGCGUUGAUCGCGGCUGCAAACGACGAGCGGGUCAGGGAGGAGAUGGAGGCAGGCGAGGUUGUCGAGAAGCUCAAGACUUGGAGGUGGAUGAACAUGGUCAGGGCUGGACUGAGUCUUGCGGGGGGCAUGGCCGGGCUCAUUGGCGUCUGUAACUAUUGCUAG